CAGGACCACCGCCCCCCUGGCUCCCCAUUGGCUGCUGUGCGAAGCCCGGUCUCCGGGUAAGAUGGCAGCGGACGGACAGUGCUCGCUCCCUGCUUCAUGGCGGCCGGUGACCCUCACCCACGUCGAGUAUCCUGCAGGUGACCUCUCUGGCCACGUUCUCGCCUACCUGAGCCUCAGCCCUGUAUUUGUCAUUGUUGGUUUCGUGACCCUCAUUAUAUUCAAACGGGAGCUGCACACGAUCUCGUUCCUGGGGGGCCUGGCGCUGAACGAGGGGGUCAACUGGCUGAUCAAACACGUCAUCCAGGAGCCACGACCCUGUGGAGGCCCCCACCCGGCAGUGAGCACCAAGUACGGGAUGCCCUCCAGCCACUCCCAGUUUAUGUGGUUCUUCUCCGUCUACUCCUUCCUUUUUCUGUAUUUAAGAAUGCACCAAACGAACAACGCCAGGUUCCUGGACUUGCUGUGGAGGCACGUGCUCUCGCUGGGUCUCCUCACUGUGGCCUUUCUAGUCUCCUAUAGCAGGGUCUAUCUGCUGUACCACACCUGGAGCCAAGUGCUCUAUGGGGGCAUCGCUGGAGGCCUGAUGGCCAUCGCCUGGUUCAUCUUCACCCAGGAGGUCCUCACCCCGCUAUUCCCUAGGAUAGCAGCCUGGCCUAUCUCUGAGUUCUUCCUAAUCCGAGACACGAGCCUUAUUCCCAACGUCCUCUGGUUUGAAUACACAGUAACCCGGGCAGAAGCCAGGAACAGACAACGCAAGCUGGGGACGAAGCUGCAGUGACGGGUGAGCGUGGCUGGCUCCAGCCUCCAGAUCUGGCCUGCACGAUUCCUUGCAGGAUGGAUGGGAUGACAGUAAGAGGGACGAAGCAGAGACCUCUACAGACCCAAGUCACUGAGUGGAGCCUUUUUUUUGCUUAUUUUAAUUUUGAUGAACAGAGUGGACCAAAGGGCUGAGCCAGCCCCUCAGCCAGGACCCUGGAGGGCCUGCUGCUGGGGGGGGUGGCCUCAUGGCCAGAGACCCUCACAGUGCUGCUGCCAGCCCCCAGUCGGGCAGAGCGUGCCCUUGGCAUGGGCACCAGGGUGUGGGGUAGAGGAGGAGGGCUCGCACCUCUGGUCACAGGGCCAGGAAAUCCAGGUGGCGUGAAAAGUGCACACUAUUUAUUUUUGGGUUUUGUCAAAGGCAGAUGGAAUUUUGGAGAGGAGGCUAGAAGAGCCUGCUGUGCGGGGGCCUCCCUGUGUACUGAGCGGCCCAGGUCAGCUCCCCAGGCCCUUUGCCCUGGGCCCGAGAGGUGGCCUGCCUGGGGGCCCCAGGGGAGGGAGCAUCCCCACGUCCUUCCUGCCGCCAAUGCCAUUCCAGAACCUCGGUCAGUGUUUCCUGCGUGGGGCUGGGCCCAGAGAGAGCGCGCGUCUGGCGCUGCUGUCCUUGUGUCCUGCCCGCAUUGACCCUGCACCACAAGGGCUUUCUCUGGUCCCCUGUCCCCAAGACAGUGGUCCCUCUCUGACAAAAAGAGCCUGCACAUGUGGGUGAGCAAACCCAAGCUGUUUACAGCUCUUUCCUGUCCUGCCGUCCGGUAGUGGUUCGUCUUCAUCUCCACCCAGACAAACUGCAGAGGGAGUGGGAACUGGUGGGGGGAGUGAGGCAGUGGUGUACUGUCUCGUCCCCCAGCCCCCCCCCCCCCCCGCCCUCUCUGUGUUCUGAGCAUUCCUCGUCCUUCCCACCCCCUCCGAGAGGCUGGGAACCUGCUUGGGUCACCCUGGCCUGUGUCCGGGGUGUGGCUAGCAGAUCCCCAGGGCCCAGCUCAGAGGCCAGCUCCUCCCAAUCUUGAAGUCUCUUUGAAAUGGAGUUGUGGAGAGGAGAUGCUUCCAGACUUGGAAGCUUCUAGAGUGGAACCAGACUGCUCGGGACCUGCGUUCCGAUCCCCCCCCCCCCCCCCCUUUUCUUUAUGGAGGUUAUUAACCUGCUGCUGAAGCACAAUAUUUUGGUGCUUUCUUUUCUCAUUUGUUCAAGACAGUGUCCAAAGCCAUUCCAGACGCCAGGACCAGGGGCCUAAUUUUGGGGAAGGUUGGUUGGUCCCCACAUUUUCCUUUCCUUCCCUUCUUAUUUUUAUUUUUUACUUUUUUUGCCUGAGACAAGCCAAGUGUGAGGUGGUUUGACUUAAGAAAAAUCAAUGAAAUUGUUUACUAUUGUUUUAAAAUAAAAUCUUGAACUCUC
Molecule: messenger RNA, 2209 nt
Organism: Dama dama (fallow deer)
Lineage: Eukaryota; Metazoa; Chordata; Mammalia; Artiodactyla; Cervidae
Gene: DOLPP1
Product: dolichyldiphosphatase 1
Exons: 8
Coding region: 62-778 (238 amino acids)
Biological process (GO): lipid biosynthetic process; protein N-linked glycosylation
Cellular component (GO): intracellular membrane-bounded organelle; endoplasmic reticulum membrane
Molecular function (GO): dolichyldiphosphatase activity
Source: RefSeq, a predicted model, not a curated record